Messenger RNA from Bombus pyrosoma, 3101 nucleotides. It is a transcript of the gene MSBP, whose product is annotated as membrane-associated progesterone receptor component 1-like. The record is from RefSeq and is a predicted model, not a curated record. The coding region runs from base 226 to 822 and encodes 198 amino acids. The transcript is spliced from 3 exons. Gene Ontology annotation, cellular component: membrane; endomembrane system. Lineage: Eukaryota; Metazoa; Arthropoda; Insecta; Hymenoptera; Apidae.
CAGUAUAGGUGCUAGUUUAGCAAGCACCGGUAUGUUAGCAGUUCGCGAUUGAGGUUGUACGCGAUACAGUUUAAGCAGUACAUUUGACAGAUACUGAUUCAUAUUUUUCGAAAGAUCAUUUUAAAUUUCUUCAAAACUAUUUAAUACGUAUGUAACGUGAAAUUAAUCAAUAGUAAGCAAAAAAUAUCAUUUUAUUCUCCUAUCAUCCAAGAACUGGUGGUCAAAAUGGCGGAAAAGAAUGACUCGCCGGGUUCCACUUCAACUUCUACAGGGCACGAAAGUCAACAACUACUUUCAGGUUUCAUAGCUGAAAUCGUAAAGAGUCCAAUAAAUCUCCUUUUAGUAGGCGUGAUCGCCUUUUUGGUUUACAAAAUAGUUAAAAGCAAGACGAAGGUCGAAGAGCCCGUAAAAGAGAUAAAGAAACUGCCAAAAAUACGACGUGAUUUUACACUCGAAGAGUUGAAGAAAUAUAAUGGUACGGGACCAGAUGGACGAAUAUUAAUUGCUAUAAAUGGUAGUGUUUACGAUUGUACUCGUGGUGCCCACUUUUAUGGUCCUGGUGCUCCAUAUGAAGUAUUUGGUGGGAAAGAUAUUAGCAGAGCCUUAGCAAAAUUUUCAUUGGAAACAUCGCAGGAAUAUGAUGACCUAAGCGAUUUGAAAACUGCAGAAAUGGAGUCUAUAAACGAGUGGAAUGAACAAUUUAAAGAAAAAUAUGAUUAUGUGGGAAAAUUGUUGAAACCUGGUGAAGCACCUACAAAUUAUUCAGAUGAGGAAGAUGAAGGUAGUCAACUAGAGAAUGAAGCAAAAUCCAAAAAUGAUUGACUGCUUGAUUGUACAUCAAAUGCCAAACAGUCUCAAAAGGAUAUUGCGCACACUCCAUUAAAGAAAUUCUUAAAAUCGUGACUCAUGAAUAUAUUUAUGGACAUUUAUCUGGAUAUUUUACUACUUCAUAAUGAUAUUAAAAUAAAAACUAAAAUGGUAUCUUUUGACCGAGUUGAAAACAUAUAAUUGUUCAAAACUGAUGUUAUGUGUGAAGAUUCUUUUUUAGUAUCCAAUUUUUCAAUCAAUAAGGAUACUUCAAUAGUAUAAUGUUUUUAUAUGUGUACAAAAAAUUUCUUACACAUCCUUAAAACUGGCACUAGACAUAAGACAGAAAUCUUUUGUGCUAUAUUCCAUUAAAUAUCUUUGUUUAUAUUAUCAUUCACGUUUGCCACAUAGCAUUUGGUACAUAUAAUAUAUGUAUUUGGUAUCUGUAAACUUUAAUAAAACGAUGUUAUAUUUGACAUGCAUUUGAGAUUUAAUAUUAAGUUGAUGCAAUAUAUUGCAUAGAUAUGAGAAUAGAAAAUAUUUUCUUAACAUAAAAACAUUAUGCUCUUUCUAAAAACAAAAUGAUACCAUCUUGAAGUACAGAAUAAUUUCAGUCAUUCAUAGCUAAAUAUAUUCUGCAAAGAAUAAAUUGUAACUUAAAUAUCAAAAUCUCAAGUCCAAACAUUUUUGUAUAAAAGACAGCAGCAUUAAGAAUCUAUUUGGGAGUUUGUAAAAAGUGAUACACGUUUACUAGUCUUUUUUAUAUGAAAAAAAUGAGAGUACGUGUGAAUCUUAUUAUAAAUUCUAAUACAUUAUGUAAAUUGUUAUUGUUUGGAAAUUGGGAUUCCUUAAAAGUUGUUAGCAUUUACGAUACUGUUCAUAUAGUGAAAAAUUGUUUAUUAUUGUGGAAUUAUUUAUCAACUAUAUUUUUUCUCCUUUUUUUUAUAAAUCUCCUUCAUUCAUGCACCAAUCUUAAGAGAAAAUAAUCUCACAUCCAUGAUAAUAUGUACAUGUAUUAAGUACUUUAUAUGCAUUUUCUCAAUUAUUUGUGCAAUUAAUUUUAAUAGGACUGAUACCAUUUCUGUAAUAAAUAAAUAUAAAUAUAUAUAUAUAUUAAUUGAAGUAAAUUAUAAACUUGAAUUUUCAAUCUGUGCUGUUAUAGGAAAGAACAUUUAUUGAUUGUAUAAUAAAAACGUUGUUAAUAUAAGCAAUUACAUAUAAUUUAAUGAAAUUUGUUUUGUUUAUAUGUACGAAGAAGACUACAUCAAGUUUCCAUUAACCUACGAUUUAUUGUAAAAAAAGGAGAGGCAUUUUAUUAUGAUUUAUAUAAACAUUUGUGUAUAAUUUUUUAAAAAGGAACAUACGAAUGAUACUCUAUUAUACAUAUGUAUAUGCUGCAGUGUUUUCAGUGUAAAUAAGACAAUUCUGUAUCAUUCCUACAAAGCAGAAAUAUUUAUGAAGAUUUUAUAAUUGUAUUGUAUCGCAAAUACUUCGUAUUUAUAAGCAACCUUGAUUUAUAUCUCGAAAAGCAAUAUUAUUGGAAAAACUAUAUUUUUGAUUGUACUUUCCGUAAUGAUCAUAUUCACACAAUCUUUGAUACAGUCAUCAUGUAAUAAGAGACUGAGUUUUGUGUGAAAUUUAUAAAAGCAAUGCGUAUUAUAUAUACUUAUUCCAAUUUGUACAAAAACAAAUUUGCUCAGAUUAAAAAUUUAAUCAAGUACUUGACCAAAUUAAACAUACUUUACUUUAUAUCAACAUAUAUUAUUCUCUUAUAUAUUAUAUAUGUGAUUUUAUUCUUAAUAUAGUUUCAAUAUAAUUUAUUAGAAAAGUUAUUUCAUAUCUAUACAUGUUGUUGUACUUUUUCUGUUAAAUGGAAUGUAUGUUUGUAUGUUAAUUAUUCCAAUAAUUAUUAUACCGACCAGUUAGAAUUUUAUGUAACAUUAUUUAUAGAGAAUGUUAUGAAUCAAUAUUAAAAUGUACUUUCUGUUAUUAUUAAAAAAGGAGUGGAUAGCUUGUAAGGUGCAGACUUAAGUACUCUAUUACAUAUGAUACAGGUCAUAUCAAUUCUUGUUUAUAUUAAAAGAAGUAAUUUCUUUCAAACAAGUUCCUUAUUUUGACUUUGUACCGCCCAUUUGCGUGAUUUAGUUACUUCGUCUUUCCACUUAAUUGCCAACCCAAUAGUUCCAUUGUGAGUGAGGAAUGCGUAGGAAAGUGAAACGCGUAACGAUUUCAAUUUUAUAUAUGUUAUUGAAAGUUGUUUUUAUUACAAUAAAAGUCCAAUUUUGUUUUAUUAA